Molecule: messenger RNA, 3459 nt
Organism: Phlebotomus argentipes
Lineage: Eukaryota; Metazoa; Arthropoda; Insecta; Diptera; Psychodidae
Gene: IntS2
Product: integrator complex subunit 2
Exons: 3
Coding region: 56-3421 (1121 amino acids)
Biological process (GO): snRNA 3'-end processing
Cellular component (GO): integrator complex
Source: RefSeq, a predicted model, not a curated record
AGUUUGUUUACGUUUGCGGUGCAGACCAAGGAUCACAGAAUCCCCCAAAUUCGUGAUGAAUUUCCCCCCUGUGACUGCUCGCGCCUUCAUGGCGAUGCAGAAUCUGAACGUGGGCGAGCUGGCCAAGUGCUGCCUACGAGAGAUUCGGCCGAUUCUGCCGAGUCUCGUGCGAAUGACCCUUCUUCAGGCCACGGACAACACGCAAGAGUGGACAGAAGCCCGCAAACAAAUUCUCUCAAUUCUCGUGGGCAUUGAGAACGCCAACAACAUCGUGUCCAUCCUUCAAAUAAACUACCACGAGUUGGAGGCGGACAUCAAGAAGGAGCAGCAGCUGAGGCAGAAAUUGGGAACAUCACAGAAUGAGUCUUCUCACAGCUUCGCCCUACAAAACGGGGCUGCAAUAGGUUUUGAGCGGGCGGAUGUGGCGCGGAAGGUGAGAGUGAUUCUCUCAGAGCUGCUCUACAUCCAGGCACAGAUCGCCGAGCAGAACCAGCAAGGCGUCACAAGGAGCACCACAGAGUCCCUCGUGCGGGAGUCUGAGCUAUUUGACAAUGAGAUCUACCUGGAGGAGGUGACAGACAUUAUCUGCAUCGCUCUGGCUGAGCUUCCGUCGCUCCUCAACAUCCAGGACAUCGUGGAUAUCUUACUGUACGUGAAUAAUGGCGCCAAUGUGAUCUGCUGGAUCAUUGCAAACAUGCCGGAUUGCUUCAAGGAAGUCACGGCGUCGCUCAUCUCCAAUGGAGACGAGGAGACGGUGGACGGGAAGCUUCGGCUACAAGUUCUCACGGCUCUCUGCGAGAUGAAUCCUAGCCAGGCGCUGUCCACGCGCACACUUUGCGUGGAGCUCUCAAAAAUGCCCUCAUUGAUGCUCAAGCUGAGUCUUCGUGAUCCUCAGGAUUUGAUAGCCUUCGUCUCAGGUCUGCUCCUGGGCAAUGACCAGAAUACACGCUCCUGGUUUGCCCAAUUUGUCCGCAGCAGCCAGAAGCGCAAGAGUGACGCUCUGCAACUCGUGCGAGAGGAAUUGCAGAAGCAGCUGCAGAAUCUUGUGGUGUUCUCCAUGAAUUCCGAACUCCCUGACGAGUGUGUUGUCCAAGCAUCGACUCUCCUGCGUCUUUACUGCGCCCUGAGAGGAAUUGCCGGCGUAAAGUUCAACGACGACGAAAUUCACCUCCUGAUUCAGCUUGUAACAUCCAAACCACCUCCAACCCCAGCCGGAAUUCGCUUUGUGUCACUGGGAUUGUGUAUGCUGAUAGCCUGUCCCUCACUCAUCUCCCAGCCGAACUUCGAGGCGAAGGGAAUCGAGUGGAUGCAGUGGUUGAUCAAGGAGGAAGCAUACUUUGAGAGCAAUAGCGACAUGGCAGCUUCCUUCGGCGAGAUGCUCCUCCUGAUGGCCAUUCACUUCCACAGUAAUCAAGUUCCGGCCAUUGGGGAGCUUGUGUGCUCCACACUGGGCAUGAAGAUCCCUCUGAGGCCCAACAACACCACUCGCAUGAAGCAGAUCUUUACGCAGGAGAUCUUUACGGAAGCAGUCGUGACGGCGCACGCUGUGAAAGUCCCCGUGACGGUGAAUCUGAACGCCGACAUCCCUGGAUAUCUGCCCGUGCACUGCAUCCACCAACUGUUGAAAUCCCGGGCGUUUUCGAAGCACAAAGUGCCCAUCAAGAGUUGGAUAUACAAGCAAGUCUGCAGCUCGACGACGCCUCUUCAUCCCGUUCUGCCGGCUCUAAUUGAAGUCUACGUGAACUCAAUAAUCCUGCCCAAUGCCAAGGGACCCGUCGAGCACACGCACAAGCCCCUAUCCGAGCGCGAGAUCCUCAAGGUAUUCAACAACUCCGUGCCAGGAGCCAAUUUCGACCACAAGAAGAAAACCUACACAACGGAAUUCGAGAUGGAAGCCAGCGAUACCGGUGAAGAAGAACUCGUGGGUGUGCCAAAUAUCACAUCACAGCUGCUCUUGCUGUAUUAUCUGCUCCUCUACGAGGACGUCCGUCUGAAUCACAUGGCGAACAUCCUUUUGACCGGCCGGAAGGUGAAGUCUUACACGAUGGACUUCAUGUCCGAACUUCCCAUCAAGUAUCUUCUGCAACAGGCGCAGAAGAACCAGCGCAACUUCGGAGGACUUUUCUCGCCACUUCUGCGUCUCCUGGUCACGCACUUUCCGCAUCUCUGCCUCGUGGAUGACUGGAUAGCUGAGGAGACAAUCACUCUCGAGUCCACGAGUCGCAGCGUCAUUACGGAAUUUAGUGUGAUUGAGGCAUUUGAGGAGUUGGAAGUGUCUUCGAUAAAAGCUAUUCGUGUGAUGAGGCGCAUGUUGAAGAAGACACCCAAGGAUCUAUGGCCUCUAUCGGGCACUUUCAUUAAAUACUUCAAGAACAUCCUUCGCGACGACACGCCAAGGCUCGUGACAGAGCUGUACAAGCAAGUGUGGGUGCGUCUGAACACCGUUCUGCCCCGAAGACUCUGGACAAUGUCGAUAAACGCCUUGCUUCCAGAGGAUCAACUCAUAAAGAACUUCUCGCUGGUCCAGGAAUCCCUGUGUAUUGACGCACUGCAAGUGUUGCGCUGCGAUGAGAGAAUCUUUAGGUGUCCAGACGCUCUGUCCAUCGUCCUACGCAUCCUACAAGCCAGUCUGGCGGCAUCCAAGAGCCAGCUAUCGAGACACAUCCAGGAUAAACCACUGAUUGAGAAGAUAGGACUAAUGCAAUCCGAGGCGGAGCGCGAGGAGCUCAAGAUGGCUCUGGUGUACUCCCAGGAAACGGUGGCGGUGCAAAUUCUCCUCGAAGCGUGUCUGGAGACAGAGAAUGAUCGCAACUUGCCGGGCAGAUUGUGGGCGCUGCGCGAAGUGCGCGGCAUCAUAUGCUCGCACAUUCAUCAAGUAUUCAUCUCUGAAAUCACUCUGGCCAAGCUGGUGAUGUUCCAGGGAUUCCACAGGGAUUUGCUGAGUGUUGUGGUGAAGGGCAUUCCCUCAAUGCACGUCUGUCUGCAUUACAUACCAGAACUGCUGAACAUGCCCGAAAUGGAGAAGCAAAUCUUUGCCAUCGACCUGGCAUCGCAUCUCUCAAUUCAAUAUUCACUCCCGAAGUCGCUCAGCAUCGCCAAACUCUGUAUCAACACUCUGUCCACUCUUCUAGGCAUUCUUUCCGGAGACUCGCGGAUUGAGAUGUUCAGGGCAAUUUUGCCGUGUAUCGUGCGCUUUGCAGAAGCCUUUCCGCCUCUUUUGGACGACUGCAUCUGCUUCCUUAUGCAACUGGGCAGGAUUGCAGACUCUCAAGCCGCUCUGGGACGUUCCACGGCUCUGAACGCGAAUGCCAGCGUUGAGGCCAAGAACACAUCUUCAGACGCAGAGAAACUCGUAAUUGAGGUGAAGGAGACGUUCUCAAGUCUCCUGGAACAGGCUGUUCUCUCGCCGAAGAUCUACUGAAAUCGUUUAUCAUUAAAAUGUGGUCCUGUAUUUGCAAA